AUGGCGGACGAGACAGAUUAUAAUGAAUUGCUGCGCAAGAUAUCAAACAGCCUCGAAAACGCCCUCGAAACAUUCGGGCCAGCAUCGAGACAAUAUCAAGCCAUCCUCAGCAUUCUAAAGGAAUGUCUGCAGGAUAUUGAGUCGCAGAAACACACCAAAAAUCAGAAGCAAAUGGUUGAUCCGGAUACGUUGAGUGCCGCUAUGGGAUUUUUGAAGAUUGGAGAAUAG
Molecule: messenger RNA, 228 nt
Organism: Penicillium daleae
Lineage: Eukaryota; Fungi; Ascomycota; Eurotiomycetes; Eurotiales; Aspergillaceae
Exons: 2
Coding region: 1-228 (75 amino acids)
Source: RefSeq, a predicted model, not a curated record